AUCUAAGUAGAACAAAGUCGUUCGAUCAAGUAGUUAAGUACAGGUUCUAUGGGGUCCAACACUAGGUGUAACAUUACAACAUUAGUAGAGUUACACCUUUACAUAGAUCGAGGGAACUGUUUUUAGACCGUAGCAGGGUUUAUCUUAUUGUUCAGAAUGAGUUGGCAUAGGUUUUGUCUCUGAGAGAAGACUAGAGUCAAGUCUUCUACGUAUAGAGAUAGAUAUUAUCUUCUUGCUGUUUAGAGUCCUCAACCACUUGUGGUUUGAUCUUCUUCCCAUUUCUUUUCAAAACCUUAUUCUUUCUUAAUUUGACCCCUUGAAGAAGAAGAAGAAGAAGAAGAAGAAGAAGAAGAAGAAGAAGAAGAAGAAGAAGAAGAAGAAGAAGAAGAAGAAGAAGAAGAAGAAGAAGAAGAAAGCUUAAUUAGCUUGCAUGGUGGUGGUUAAUUCCUUAAUUUGAACAAUAUAUAUAUAUAAUGGUCCAAACAAGAAGAAUCCAACUGAUCUCUUGGUUGCUUAUUUUUAUGCAAGUUUUGGGGCUGGAUGCACUGACCAAUUCUGGUGACUAUGGCGUUCUGGAGUCACUUAGGGAAGAAUGGGAGAACGUACCUCCAAAUUGGAGUGGUACAGAUCCUUGUGGGGAUCCAUGGGAUGGCAUCGAGUGCAACAAUUCACGUGUUGUUACUAUAAAAUUAUCAAGCAUGAAUCUGAAAGGGGAGCUAUCUGGAGACAUCGAGGCCUUGUCUGAAUUGCAGAUACUGGAUCUAUCAUACAACAAAGACUUGACAGGUUCACUCCCUCAAUCAAUCGGAAGUUUGAAGAGUUUAUCAAUUCUGAUCCUUGUAGGUUGUAGAUUUUCUGGACUGAUACCGGACACAGUUGGAUCCCUUAGUCAGCUGGUUUUUCUAUCUUUGAAUCUUAACAACUUUGUUGGACCAAUACCAGCUUCUAUUGGUAAUUUAUCAAAGCUAUAUUGGCUGGACUUAGCUGAUAAUAGGCUGAGUGGACCUCUUCCAGUCUCCCAUGGAAGCACACCUGGUCUGGACAUGCUUGUUCAUACAAAGCAUUUUCACCUGGGGAGAAAUCAGCUCUCAGGUGAGAUUCCAGCUCAGCUAUUCAGCUCAAAUAUGACUCUCAAACAUUUGCUGCUUGAGAAUAACCAGCUUACUGGAAAAAUUCCCCCUACAUUAGGACUUGUGAAGACUCUGGAGGUGGUUCGUCUUGACAGGAAUUCAUUAGAUGGAUCGAUUCCAUCAACCCUCAAUAAUCUCAUGCGUAUGAGUGCACUCUUCUUAUCAAACAAUGAAUUCACUGGCCCCUUGCCUGAUCUCACUGGCAUGAAUGCCCUCAACUACUUAGAUAUGAGCAAUAAUACAUUUAGCUCAGCUGAUUUUCCACUGUGGUUUUCAAGCUUGCAGUCAUUGACGACUCUGGUAAUGGAAAACACUCAACUUGAAGGAGAAAUUCCAGCAACACUCUUCAACCUCUUUCAGUUGCAGACAGUCAUCUUGAGGGGAAACAAAAUCAAUGGAACCUUGGAUAUUGCGUCCAACUAUGGAAGCCAAUUAAAAUUGAUUGAUUUGCAGAACAAUUACAUCGAUUCAUUUACAGAAAGACCUGGAUAUCGUUUUCAAUUAAUACUUAUGCACAAUCCAGUUUGUCAAGAAGGAGGAUCAGAAAACUAUUGUGGCAACCCCCAAGAGAACUUUGGAUAUUCAACCCUACAAGAUAAUUGCUUCAGAACUCAAUGCAGUUCUGAUCAAAUUCCUAGCCCUACCUGUAAAUGUGCCUAUCCGUACACUGGCGACCUAUAUUUCAGAGCUCCUUCCUUUUCUGAUUUGACAAACACAAGUAUUUAUGUGUCACUUCAACAGUCUAUGAUAUCUUCUUUUAGCCAACAUCAGGUGCUAGUAGAUUCAGUUUCCUUGAGUAAUCCGAAAAAGAAUUCAGAUGACUACCUUGUAUUACACCUGCAAGUUUUUCCAUUUGGCCAAGAUCGUUUCAACCGUACAGGGAUUACCACAAUCGGAUUUGAACUUAGCAAUCAGACUUUCAAACCCCCACCAAAUUUUGGACCAUUCUUUUUCAUUGGUGAAAGCUACAACCACUUUGAAGCUGAGAGUCUAUCGGAAACAGCUUCUCUGCCCGUCCAGGAUAGGGUUGGAUCAAGAGGAUCUCACAAGUCAAUUGCUAAAGUAAUUAUCAUUGGAGCAGCUGCUGGUGGUGUUAUCCUUUUAGUUUUAUCACUUAUUAUAGGAGUUUAUGCUUGCCAAAAGAAAAGAGCUACAGAAACUGCUAGAAAGAGUGAUCCUUUUGCUACAUGGGAUUCAAAUAAAGACAGCGGUGCUGUUCCGCAGUUAAAAGGUGUAAAAUCUUUCUCAUUUGAGGAGCUGAAAAAAUACACCAAUAAUUUUUCAGAAAUCAAUUACAUCGGAUCUGGUAGUUAUGGAAAGGUAUACAGAGGCACACUUCCAGAUAGACAACUUAUUGCAAUUAAAAGAGCAGAGCAAGGAUCUAAGCAGGGUGCCCUUGAGUUUAAAACUGAGAUUGAGAUUCUCUCUAGGUUUCAUCACAAAAAUGUUGUCAGCCUUUUAGGCUUUUGUUUCGGGCAAGGUGAACAGAUGCUGGUCUAUGAAUAUAUACCAAAUGGCUCCUUGAAAGAAAGUCUUUCAGGAAAGUCUGGGAUUAAGUUAGAUUGGAAGAGGAGACUUCGGAUAGCUCUUGGAGCAGCCAGAGGAUUGCAAUAUCUUCAUGAUCAUGUUUACCCUCCUAUCAUCCACCGAGAUAUCAAAUCAAAUAACAUCUUGCUGGACGAGCACUUGAAUGCCAAAGUUGCUGAUUUUGGUCUCUCCAAGUCAAUGAGUGAACCAGAAAAGGGUUACGUCUCCACUCAGGUUAAAGGAACAAUGGGCUACAUGGAUCCAGAGUAUUACACAUCACAACAAUUGACUGAGAAGAGUGAUGUCUAUAGCUUCGGAGUUGUGCUACUAGAGCUUAUAACAGCAAGGAGUCCUAUUGUGAGAGGAAAAUAUAUUGUGAAGGAAGUGAAGCAAGCAAUAGAUAAGUCUAAAGACAUGUACAACAUUGAUGGUUUCGUUGAUCCCACUAUCCCCUCAAGCAUGACACCUAUAAGCUUCAGAAAGUUUGUAGAUCUAGCUUUAAGGUGCGUCGAAGAAGCAGGAGUUCAUAGGCCAACAAUGUAUGAGGUCGUGAAAGAGAUUGAGAAUAUCAUGGAAAUGGAUGGAAUGAACACUUAUGCUGAAUCUGGAUCAACUUCUGCCAGCUGUGAAGGAACUAGCAUAGCCUGUGGCCAUCCUUACAGUGAAGAAAGUCUAGUUAGCUACAGCGGGGGCACCAAUUCGCAGUAAGUGUACAAAUCUUACUCCUGGAGCCAACAGCUUUUAAUUAAUGUGCUUCGGCAUUGAGCUACAUGUACAUGCCAGAGAAAUGGGAAGUGAUAUGUACAUACAAAUCGUGUCCUUGUGUACAUUAUAUUCUCUGUUGGUGUUUUUGCAUAGUAGAGUAGUAAGAGCAGUGAGUGAACAGCCUUAUACUAGAACUGAUCCAAAAGUUGAAGUAUGUUUCUGAAUUCAUAUCAAUCUUGUAUUUCCUGUCUGACAUUAUAUGCUUAAUUGUUUGGAAAUAUUAAUUUCCUUGCAUGUUAGCCUU
This is a messenger RNA of Nicotiana tabacum (common tobacco), 3666 nucleotides long. RefSeq names its product leucine-rich repeat receptor protein kinase HPCA1. Gene Ontology annotation, biological process: protein phosphorylation. Gene Ontology annotation, molecular function: protein kinase activity; ATP binding; protein binding. The record is from RefSeq and is a predicted model, not a curated record. NCBI's taxonomy places the organism in Eukaryota, Viridiplantae, Streptophyta, Magnoliopsida, Solanales, Solanaceae.